AGGCUCAAGCCGUUGCGGCUCAAGGCGUCCUGUGUCCAGGCGCUCGUGCGCUGAACUGGGCAAGGGCGGUCAUAACUCCCCCGUUGCGCGAAGUCUGGUAGUGAACGCCUUGCACAAUGGAGCGGGACCAGUUCUGGAUUGCCAGCAUGCAAAACACAUCAGCACCUGGGUGCACUGACCAGCACGUUCGGCAUCGUGCGGACACAGUUUACUUGCUGCUCAUGGCUGGCCGAAUUAUCUCUAUGCAGACAGGUUUUGCGAUGCUGGAGUCGGCCUACGCUCGGCCCAUGAACUCAGCGAACAUCAUGAUGAAGAAUAUCUUCGAUCUACUCCUGGGGGCAAUUGUUUUCUAUCUGUUCGGCUACGAGAUCGCCUUCGGGGGUCAAACCCAAUUUGGUGAGGAUAUUCAGUUUGACUUUGCGCUCUGGUUUCUCCACCUUUCAUACGCAUCAACCGCUGCAACAAUCACCAGCGGUGCUCUAGCAGGCCGGGUUGCCUUCAUACCGUAUUUGCUAUUGUCUAUCGUCAUGACGGGCAUCAUCUAUCCAGUGGUUGUUCAGUGGACUUGGGCUGGAGGAUGGCUGGGUCAGUGGGGCUACAUUGAUUUUGCAGGUUCCUCAAUUGUGCACUUGGUUGGUGCAGUCAGCGCCCUCGUUGCAGUUUGCAUAUGUGGCCCCCGCAUAGGAAAGUAUCCUGAGUACCGGCCUUGGAAGGGAAUUCUGCGGAGGAUAUGCGUCGAGCGCAACGGCAGAGAGUACUACGAGGUUCCACAGACCGGCGCCGAGCGAGCCAUUUACGCCAAAAUUAAAGUGGUCAGUAACCCAGUGCAGCUCCUCUUUGGAGUCUUCCUUUUGCUCACGGGGUUCCUUGCGUUCAAUCCCGCGUCGACUUUUUCCACCAUCGGCGGCAGUGAUUUAUUGGCUGCAAGGAGCACGGUGGUCACACUUCUCACAACUGCUGGGGGCUCACUGGCAUGUUUCGUGGCAUCUCUGGUCCAGACGCGUUCACUUGUCGUGAGCGUGCCAGACCUGACGAAUGCAGUGUUGGGCGCCAUGGUGGCAAGCUGUGCAGGCUGUGACGUUUUGAACCCGCUGGUAGGGGUCUUUGUGGGAUUUGUGGCUGCCCUGUUGGCGCUUUGGUGCCAGCGGUGGCUCAACGAGCGCCAGAUCGACGACGUCGUGGGCGCGGUAGCAGCCCAUGGCUUACCUGCUGUAUGGGGAGUAGUCAGCGUUGCGCUCUGGGCGCAGCCGCAUUGCAGCAGCUCGCUACGCGGCUUGGCCUUCGGCGGUGGCAUAGAUGCUCUAGAGUUGCUGGGUAUACAGGUAGUGGGCCUCAUGGCAAUCAGCGCGUUUGUGGCAGUUUCCACUUACUUUGUCCUCAUUAGCAUCGAUGUGAUGAUCGGCUUCCGUUCCAGCCGCGCCUCAGAGCUUAUUGGGCUUGACUUCAUGGAGCACCGUUACGACGAUGGCAGCUUUGGCACGGACCCAAACAAGGUCACGGUGAUCACCGAGUCGGCGAUGCGCGAUUGCCUGGCACAGCGCAUGGUACGACAUUUGUCCCCCACGAAAAGGUACAGUUACAAUUCCCCAGCAGAGACUUGUUUCGUGGCGGACUCGGCGGGCAGCAAUCCGCCGAACGCGCCCGGUAAUGCGAGGGCCAGCUCGUCCGGUGAGGCUUCCACGGAGCCGGCAGCAGAACGUGCGCUCGAGAGUGCUGCCGACGAGCCUGGAGCUCGCCAGCCGACUGGGGCGCCCGCUUCCAGAGUUUCCUCCACCGCUCCCAGCAGCACGUCGGAGGUGCCAGGCAGCGGCCAGCUGCCCUCCCACGAGGAGCUGGCGCGCGAGGUCGCGGCCCUGCGUGCCGCAGUGAGGGCUCUGAGAGAGCAGAUGACCGUCCUGACAGCCGCUGCUGGCGCAGAUCAGACCGUCGGCGCAGCGCUCGGCGCGCCCAGCGGUAGUUCGUUAGCCGGGAUGGGCCGUGCAGGCGCCUUGCGGCAACUGCUGUCUGACGCAGAGAAGGUGAUGGCAGUGGCUCAGACGAGUCGCCCAAACGAGGGGCAUGCAGGCCGCAGGGUGUGAGCCUGGACCCUGCCUUCAGCUGUAUUCCUGCUCAUUGGUGAAGGGUAAGACGAGGAGGAG
This is a messenger RNA of Prorocentrum cordatum, 2138 nucleotides long. NCBI's taxonomy places the organism in Eukaryota, Dinophyceae, Prorocentrales, Prorocentraceae. The record is from the annotation of a GenBank genome assembly.